GAUGGAGGCAGCUUUUAAAAGCAGCUGCCAGUCCCGUUGCUGGAGCCCAGCACCGAGCCGAGCUGCUCCCUCUCCGCUUUGCUCCCCGCAGGGAGCUCCGGCAGAGCUCGGGCUGCGAGGCUGGAAAGCAUUAGCGAAAAUAAGGGUGGGAAAAGGGAGAUUUGGGAGCUCUGCUCGUGCUCCUCGCCAAAACUACGACCGGCCAGAGCUGUGGAGGAGCCCGGAGGCAGGAUGUGGAUGGCCCCGACGGGCAGCACCGAACCAAAAGGAGAUGCCGCCCGCCGCAGGGGUAUCCGCUGCUGAAUGGCUGUCCUCAGUAGCUAGAGGAGAGGAACCCUCGAGAUCAACACUUAGAGGAAGAGGAGAAGAAGAGGAGGAGCUGAUGUGAUGCCGGACAGCUGCGAGCCAAGAAGCGGUGCAGAAGGCAACGUUACCUUCUUCUUAGAAGUUCACCAGAACAAAGAAAUUGUCCGAUUGUGCUUAAUUACGACCCGAAGAUCGGAGAUGAGGAGCCUGAAUUGUGCCGCGUGGUUCUUCACUGGCAAGGAGGCGGUGAGGGUGCUCUUUUAGGGAGUGCUGGUGACAAAGAAACGUGGCAGUGGAAACCGUCUCUUCAAGGCUGGACAGAGAAAGCAAGGACGGCGCUAGCACGCGCUCCCUGACCUCGCAGAUCACCAGGAAGGAGCCUGCAUGGCAGAGGAAUGGCCGAGCAUCAGCCGUGCAGCAGCGAUGAGAGCGCCUGACGUUCCUACGAGUCCCUCCUGGCUCGGCCUCCGCGAUGGCUGGUGCCUCUGCAUAUUCAUCGCAUGGUAAUGCAGGAUGUCGAGAGCAGCGGCGGAGUUUGGCUUGAGCCCCUUGUGUUCUUCCCCCGCUGGCUGAGACUUCCCAAUCGCCAUGACAACGCCGUGACACUUCCAGCAACUCGCCCGCAGACCGAGGGUGGGCUGGGGUGGGCGAGGAGGCCGGCGAGCAAGGCGACCGGGACCGAAACGACUGCGGGAGAGCUGUGGUGGCGACACGAUGAAAUUCCCAUUCUAUUGGCCCCUCGUUAAGCAGGCAGAGUAACCUUUUUUUUUUUGCAGAGACUUGCUGUAAAAGCCCUUUUGGUUAUGGCUACUGAUCCGACGUGACUGGGCAGGCGGUGACUUUGGAACUCAUGACUGGAUAUACGAUGUUGCGGAAUGGGGGAGCGGGGAACGGAGGCCAGCCGUGGUUGUUGAGGUGGUCCAGUCGGAUCCGGCUCACCUGGCUUAGCUUCACCCUCUUCAUCAUCCUCGUCUUCUUUCCCCUCAUCGCCCACUACUACCUAACCACCAUCGACGACGCGGACGAUGCCGGCAAGCGCAUCUUCGGCCCUCGGACCGGCAACGAGCUGUGCGAGGUGAAGCACGUGCAAGACCUGUGCCGCAUCCGCGAGUCGGUCAGCGAGGAGCUGCUCCAGCUGGAGGCCAAGAGGCAGGAGCUCAACAGCGAGAUCGCCAAGCUCAACUUGAAGAUCGAGGCCUGCAAAAAGAGCAUCGAGAACGCCAAGCAGGACCUGCUGCAGCUGAAGAAUGUCAUCAGCCAGACGGAGCAUUCCUACAAAGAGCUGAUGGCUCAGAACCAGCCGAAGCUCUCCUUGCCAAUCCGGCUGCUGCCAGACAAAGACGACGUGACCUUCCCCCUGCCAAAAUCCAACCGGAAUUGCAGGCUGCACAAUUGCUUUGACUACUCACGAUGCCCGCUGACAUCUGGCUUUCCAGUCUACGUCUACAACAGUGACGAUUACCCUUUCGGUAGCUCCUUAGACCCUUUAAUUAAGCAAGCCUUUGAGGCGACUGUCAGAACUAAUGUUUAUGUUACUGAAAAUGCAAAUAUUGCUUGUGUGUAUAUAAUUUUAGUGGGGGAAAUGCAAGAGCCCGUAAUGCCAAAACCUACUGAACUAGAGCAACAGUUGCACUCUUUGCCGUAUUGGAGGACUGACGGACACAACCAUCUCAUCAUCAAUUUAUCGAGGAAAUCGGAAACUCAGAACUUUCUUUACAACAUCAGCACGGGGCGUGCCAUGAUCGCCCAGUCCACCUUUUACGACGUGCAGUACCGACCAGGCUUCGACAUCGUGGUAUCACCCCUGGUCCACGCUAUGUCUGAACCCAACUUCCUAGAAAUCCCUCCCCAGGUGCCGGUCAAGCGUAAAUACCUGUUUAGUUUCCAGGGGGAGAAGAUUGAGUCUCUGCGAUCCAGCUUGCAAGAGGUUCGCUCUUUCGAAGAGGAGAUUGAAGGCAACGCCCCAGCUGACUACGACGAUCGCAUCAUUACCACCCUGAAGGCCGUUCAGGACAGCAAGUUGGACUUUGUUUUGGUGGAGUUCACGUGCAAGAACCAGCCUAAGGCGAGUCUGCCCACUGAGUGGGCUCUGUGUGGAGAAAGGGACGACAGACUAGAGCUACUGAAGCUAUCUACUUUUGCACUGAUAAUCACCCCGGGGGACACCCGCUUGGUGAUCUCCGCUGGGUGUGCCAUGAGACUGUUCGAGGCGCUGGAGGUUGGAGCCAUCCCGGUGGUUCUCGGAGAGCAAGUUCAGCUCCCCUAUAACGAUGUGAUCCGGUGGAACGAGGCAGCCUUAAUCAUACCAAAGCCACGUAUCACAGAAGUGCACUUCCUUCUGAGAAGCAUUUCUGACAACGAUCUGCUCGCCAUGAGGAGGCAGGGCCGCUUCUUGUGGGAGACCUACUUCUCCACCUCCGACAACGUUUUCAGCACAGUCUUAGCCAUCAUAAGGACUCGAAUCCAAAUCCCGGCUGCUCCUAUCCGAGAAGAAACUGCGGUGGAGAUCCCCCACCGCUCGGGCAAAGCUGCUGGCACAGACCCCAACAUGGCAGACAACGGCGACCUGGACUUGGGGCCUGUGGAAACCGAACCACCCUAUGCAUCUCCCAAAUAUCUCCGCAAUUUCACCCUCACCGCAAUGGACAUCUACAGGAAUUGGAAUUCCGCUCCAGGGCCUUUCCACCUCUUCCCCUACACCCCCUUUGACCCUGUUUUACCAUCGGAAGCCAAGUUUUUAGGGUCCGGGACUGGAUUUCGACCGAUAGGUGGAGGAGCGGGUGGCUCUGGGAAGGAGUUCCAGGCUGCUUUGGGUGGCAACGUGCCCCGGGAGCAGUUCACGGUCGUGAUGCUAACGUACGAGCGGGAGGAAGUGUUGAUGAACUCCCUAGAAAGGCUCAAUGGUCUCCCGUACUUAAAUAAAGUGGUGGUAGUGUGGAACUCUCCCAAGCUUCCCUCCGAGGAUCUCUUGUGGCCAGACAUCGGCGUCCCGAUCAUGGUCGUACGCACGGAGAAGAACAGCCUGAACAACCGCUUCCUGCCGUGGGAUGAGAUCGAGACGGAGGCCAUCCUGUCCAUCGAUGACGACGCUCACCUUCGCCACGACGAGAUCAUGUUUGGGUUCCGGGUCUGGAGAGAGGCGAGGGACCGCAUCGUCGGCUUCCCGGGGCGCUACCACGCGUGGGACAUCCCCCACCAGUCCUGGCUCUACAACUCCAACUACUCGUGUGAGCUCUCCAUGGUGCUCACUGGUGCUGCCUUCUUCCAUAAGUACUACGCCUACCUGUACUCCUACGUGAUGCCGCAGGCCAUCCGCGACAUGGUGGACGAGUACAUCAACUGCGAGGACAUCGCCAUGAACUUCCUCGUCUCCCACCUCACGAGAAAGCCUCCCAUAAAGGUGACCUCCCGCUGGACUUUCCGCUGCCCCGGCUGCCCCCAGGCGCUCUCCCACGACGAUUCCCACUUCCACGAGCGGCACAAGUGCAUCAACUUCUUCGUGAAGGUGUACGGGUACAUGCCGCUGCUCUACACCCAGUUCCGCGUCGACUCGGUCCUCUUCAAGACCCGCCUGCCCCACGACAAGACGAAAUGCUUCAAAUUCAUCUAAAAGCAGCAGGCAGCGGGCGGCCGCCCCUCGGCUCGCCGAACUUCAUCCCGAGGCGGGCGAGGGCACAGGGGUGGCUUCUCAGCAGGGCUCCGAGGGCCAAAAGCCUUCUGCUGUUGACUCCGGCCUCCCUCCCGCGGAGGAAAAGGGACAGGCCUGGGGUUGGGACAGGCACAUUUUGCCCCCGUCCUGCUCUCCCCCACAGCGACACGACCAGGCGGCGGGGCGCAGGAUCUCCCGGCCCCCGCCAGGACGCUCCCUAGGAUCGUACACUGAGGAAUGGCACGUUGGCUAGCGGACCCACCCCCGGGCUAGCCAAGGGCACCCAUUCUUUUUAAUUAUAAUUAUUGUUAUUUAAAAUGAAAGUGUUUUAGAUUUGCCGCGUGAGGCUUUUUUUUUUUUUUUUUUUUUUUUUCUCCCUUUUCCCACCCCUCUCUGGACCUGUCUGCGCUCUCGGGGGGCGCCGUGGCAAGGCCAGGUCGGCGGCGUUUUGACUGCAGAGGUUUCUCCCCACGUCCAGGCAGCUCCGGUGAUGCUGUCCCCGUCCUUCCUCCCUCUCUCCUCCUCCCCUCCUGCACACCACGGCCCGGCUCCCAUCGCCCUGUGGCUGCUACUGAGGACUUCCAGGUGUCACCCCGCUGAUGAGCGCCCUGCUCGCCGUGCCGAGCCUCCCGCAGCUCCACGAGGGCUGAGCAAGGACGAGGUUGGUCCUGGAGGGUCCUGAGCCGGCUCCCAACUCCACACCGGGUCCCACACCGCAGCCACGGGGGCGUUCGGUUGCUGUGCUCUCAUUCCUGGUGUCCUUUUUCCACCGCAGGUACCGCCAGACCUCAAAAACAGGGUUUGAGGUUGGGAACGCUCCCCCUGCAGCGCGGCAGGGCUGCGGUGACCCAGCGUCGUGUGUUGGAGCAGGUUGUGGAGAGGCUUCGAGCCUGCUCUGGCCUUUCGGGGGUAGCAGUGGGGUAUCGGGGCCCUUUUGGGGCCAUCUCUUGGGAUCGGCCACCCUCACGGGCAGCACUGAAGCGAGGUGCUGGGUUUGCUGGAGCUCGGGGCGGGCUGGAGUCCCCUCUCUGCCUCAAUCCCUGUGGGUCUCGGUGUAACUGCCUUAAAACCUCGUCCUCUUUGGGCUGUGUUCGAAGGGUGACCCCACAAAGGCUUCGUUAACCCCACAAAGGCUCUGGGCACAUGGGGAGAUGAAACCUCAUUGUCCCCAGCUCUCCUGGCCCCGUGUGCGGGCAGCAGGGGGAUGUUGUCACCCACCCGUGUCCCAAAGCAGGAGCAGGGCCGCUCCGUUGGCAGCUCCUGCACUCAUUCCUCGGGUCUGCACCCUCCUCGUGUAGCCUGCACCACGUUUUGGGGCUCUGUGACCUGCCCAGCCCCGUUUCAGCCAGCUGCUUGUGCCCUCCCUGCCACAGGGGUACGGCUCUGCCCUUUGGGAAGGACGGAGGGGCUCCUGCCUUCAAGCAGACCGCGUGAAGGUUCCCAGUGUCUGUAAGGACACAACCGGGGGCUCAGCGAGGCCCCAAAACCCCUCAGGGAGGGUCUCAUCUUCUGCUCCUGCUCGGAGGGCAGAGCUGCACCAGCCUCAGCAGCCCUCGCCGUGGUCCCUGAGGAGCACGAAGCUCCUCUGCUGCCGGCGCUCGCUCCCCCCUCGUUGCAGCCGUGGAUUGCACUUUAUAGAAAUAAGGAGAGACGCCUCCCAGCGCCUCGUUUCCAGGAGGCUGUGGGGAAAUGGCACUGUCCUGGUGAGGUGGCGCUGGGAAUUGAGGCCGUGGAGGCUUCGUGUUGCCGUUUGGGGCCGGGCACGCUCGCCUCUUGCCCAUCUCACCCAGCUCUUGGGUGGUGUUUAUUUUGUUUUUUUUGUUUUUUUUUUUGGAAGAUCCCUGGUCGAUGUGGAGCAUCGCGGUUGUGCGGCGCGUGCUGGGUCCUGAGAGGGGUUCCUUCUGGCUGAACCCCCCCCCCAAAAAAAGGGACGGGUUUGGGGCUGAGGAUUAAAUGGUUGCUGCAUAGGGACGGGUGGGUUGGGAGGGAUGAGGAUAAGGAAAAUAAUGCCACGUCCCAUUCCCCACCCCCAGGGCUGUGGCUGUGGCUUUGGAGCUUUCCCAAAUCUGCCUAAAGAGACACAGGAACCCUUCUGGAGUCCAGCCCCGUGAUUCACACCACGACUUUCUGCUCCUGAGCCAUCCCACGGGGUUCCCUCCACCGGCAAGGAUCACAGAGGCAUUUCGGGAGCCCAGCCCUGCCACCAGUCCCCAUCGCCCUUCGCUCCCCUGGUUUUUGGGGACCCCGGGUAACUCCGAAGCUCAGGGUGGGGCAUGUGGUUCAUCACCUGCUUGGUGGCGGCACCUUUCCCGAGGCCUUUCCCCUUUUUUCAACAGUUUCUGCUGCUUCAUCCGGGCCCGGGGGCGUUCGCUGUAAAUAAAAUAACAUCGCCCGCGGUGCCGCUCCCGUCUCACCGCCCAGCCCUGCCCUCCCCUGCGCCCUGCUCCGUGAGCACCAGGUUUAAAGACAAAAAAAAAAA
This is a messenger RNA of Anas platyrhynchos (mallard), 6434 nucleotides long. It is a transcript of the gene EXTL3, whose product is annotated as exostosin like glycosyltransferase 3. The record is from RefSeq and is a predicted model, not a curated record. Gene Ontology annotation, cellular component: membrane. Gene Ontology annotation, molecular function: glycosyltransferase activity. Lineage: Eukaryota; Metazoa; Chordata; Aves; Anseriformes; Anatidae.